AUGUUAACAUUUAGCGGAAGCAACAUCAUAAGAAAUAUUGGACGCCUGUUCAAAUUGGUCCGUCUAUUUUCGCAAGUUCCAGACAUUGCGUUUGUACUCGAUAUCGAUGGGGUUCUACUUCGCGGUUCUAAGGCAUUACCAACUGCAAAACCAGCCCUAGAUUUGUUGAAUAAAUGUAAUGUGCCAUACAUUUUAAUGACAAACGGGGGAGGAGUUACAGAAAGUGAUAGGGUUAAAUUUUUGUCGAAAAAAAUCGAUGUUCCUAUUUCACCAUUACAGAUUGUUCAGAGCCAUACUCCGAUGAAGGUAUUCGCCAAUAAUGACCGAAAUGAUAGAAUGUUGGUAGUGGGGGGAAAUGGGGAUAACAGUAGGAAAUGUGCAAUGGAAUAUGGGUUUACGGAUGUCGUUAUGCCUAUCGACAUUGUCAAAGCGGAACCAUCGAUCUCACCGUUCCAUAAUUACACACCUAGAGAUUUUGCCGAUCAUGCGCUAGAUAUGAAUCAAAUUAAGUUGGACAAGGCAAUAGAAAAAAUAUUAGUUUUUAAUGAUUCCCGAGACUUGAGCAGUGAUUGUCAGAUAAUUCUAGAUCUAUUAAACUCGAAAGAUGGGAUCAUUGGAACAUCGAGAAACGGCAAUAAAAUAAACGAUUUACAAGUUCCAUCAGUUCCGAUAGUCUUCAGUAACAGUGAUUUUAUAUGGGCCAAUGAUUACAAACUUCCAAGGUUUGGACAAGGCGCUUUGUGCACAAUGAUCGAAAGCUUGUACAAGGAGACAAACAACCUUAAAGGUAAUGAGGAGUUGCUAUCAAAGAAGCUUGGAAAACCAUUUAAAGUUCAGUAUGAUUUUGCCCAUCACGUGUUGAUUGACUGGAGAAACAAAAUACUACAAAAGAAAACGAAUGAAUUAGAGCAGGUUCUACCAAGUUUGAAUGAAGAGCCGAAAAAUUCUCCAUUCAAGAAGAUCUAUAUGGUUGGUGAUAAUCCUGCGUCAGAUAUUAAAGGGGCAAACGAUCACGGCUGGGAGUCUUUAUUGUUAAGGACAGGUGUCUAUAAAGACGACGAUUGGAACUCAAUAGUUGCUAAACCAACCUGCGGCGUACACGACAAUAUAUUAGAAUCUGUUAAAUAUGCAUUGCACGAAAACAAAAUCAUAUAG
Debaryomyces tyrocola is the source of this 1155-nucleotide messenger RNA. The record is from the annotation of a GenBank genome assembly. Lineage: Eukaryota; Fungi; Ascomycota; Pichiomycetes; Serinales; Debaryomycetaceae.